This is a messenger RNA of Carya illinoinensis, 1691 nucleotides long. RefSeq names its product F-box/LRR-repeat protein 2. The record is from RefSeq and is a predicted model, not a curated record. Gene Ontology annotation, cellular component: SCF ubiquitin ligase complex. The coding region runs from base 109 to 1347 and encodes 412 amino acids. The transcript has 2 exons. Gene Ontology annotation, biological process: SCF-dependent proteasomal ubiquitin-dependent protein catabolic process. Lineage: Eukaryota; Viridiplantae; Streptophyta; Magnoliopsida; Fagales; Juglandaceae. Gene Ontology annotation, molecular function: protein binding.
GCACAAAACACACACAAGCCUUCCGACUCGUGUAAUUAACGAAACCCCUUAUCCUAAUCUCCCCAAAUCAGUGUUAGGGAUCGGGAUUUGUGACUCUGCAAGCAAGCCAUGGCUUCCAGCGUCUGCAUAAACGAAAUCCUGACGGACGACGAGAUACGAUUGAUUCUGGCGAGGCUUGGGAGCGACAAGGACAAGGAGGCGUUCGGCUUGGUCUGCAAGAAAUGGCUGUACCUGCAGAGCACGGAGAGGAAGAGGCUCGCCGUACGGGCCGGAAUCCACAUGCUCCGCAAGGUGGCCGCGAGGUUCUCUCGGGUUGUGGAGCUCGACCUCUCUCAGUCCGCUUCCCGCUCCUUUUUCCCUGGUGUUAUCGACUCCGAUCUCUUUGUUAUUGCCGAUGGGUUUAGAUGCCUCAGAGUGCUCAAUUUGCAGAACUGCAAAGGAAUCACUGAUGUUGGCAUGGUGGAAAUUGGGCAUGGUCUUUCUUCACUACAAUGCUUAGAUGCAUCCUAUUGCAGGAAGCUAACUGACAGGGGAUUUUCAGCUGUUGCUGAGGGUUGUUGUGAACUGAAAAGCCUACAUCUUACUGGCUGUAGAUUUGUUACAGACAAAUUAUUACAUGCUCUUUCCAAAAACUGUCACGAUUUAGAAGAGUUGGGGCUGCAAGGAUGCACCAAUAUAAGUGAUUCUGGACUCACGAAUCUUGUAAACGGUUGUCAACGUAUUAAGUUUUUAGAUAUCAAUAAAUGUAGCAAUGUUGGGGAUGGUGGGGUUUUAAGUGUGUCUGAGGCCUGCGCAGCUUCUCUCAGGACACUCAAAUUGUUGGAUUGCGACAAAAUUGGGGACGCUUCUAUAUUUUCCUUGGUCAGAUUCUGCAAAAAUCUAGAGACUCUUAUUGUUGGUGGCUGCCGGGACAUCUCUGACGAGUCUCUAAAGUCACUUGCUGCUUCUUGUAAAAAUAGUCUGAAGAACUUACGGAUGGAUUGGUGUUCAAAUAUCUCUGACUCUGCAUUGAGCUGUAUCCUCAAUCAGUGUGUAAACCUAGAGGCUCUCAACAUUGGGUGCUGUGAGGAGGUGACAGAUGCUGCUUUCCAGGGUUUAGGUUCUAGGGAAAUUGAAUUGAGAUUGAAGGUUUUGAAGGUUAGCAACUGUCCAAAGAUAACAGUUGCGGCGAUUGGUCUGCUUCUUGACAAAUGCAACUCUCUGGAAUAUCUGGAUGUGAGGUCAUGCCCACUUAUUACAAAGGCGGGAUUCGAUGAGGCUGGAUUGCAGUUUCCCACACACUGUAUGGUGAACUUUGAAGGGAGUUUAUCCGAGUCUGAUGUGUUGUGUUUAAAACCCUUGAUUUGAAUGGUCUGGCACUACUGGAAGAAAGUUCUUCCCUUCAGAGUUAUCAUACAGCAAACACUGCCUUUGAAAGCCUGACAGGUUACUGCAACUGGAGAGAGCUAAUCCUACUGGCAGCCCUGUUCACAUUCAUUUUAUUCUGGGGUUAGAAUUUGAUUUGUUGUUGGACUUGGAUACCUGCCACUCAUAUUUUACAUGUAUAUGUUGCAUGUGCAUUGUAUUUCGGUUGCCUUGUAAUCUUUUCCUUGAUUUUUUUUUGGAUCGAAAAAUAUUGUAUUUUUCCCCUUGGUCUGCAUUUUGAACUCCUCAUAAUUUAGUUCCGUAACUGUUGCAAUCGACUUUUCAUA